This is a messenger RNA of Aethina tumida (small hive beetle), 826 nucleotides long. It is a transcript of the gene Vps20, whose product is annotated as charged multivesicular body protein 6. Gene Ontology annotation, biological process: late endosome to vacuole transport via multivesicular body sorting pathway; vesicle budding from membrane. The transcript is spliced from 5 exons. Lineage: Eukaryota; Metazoa; Arthropoda; Insecta; Coleoptera; Nitidulidae. The coding region runs from base 103 to 726 and encodes 207 amino acids. The record is from RefSeq and is a predicted model, not a curated record. Gene Ontology annotation, cellular component: ESCRT III complex; multivesicular body.
UUUGACAGAAGGUUUAUGUCAACAGAGUAGUUAUUAGAUUAAUCAGUCCUGAGGUUUAGACACUAAAAUUAAAUUAAAGGAUUGUUGCAAGAAUUAAAGAAUAUGGGCAUCAUUUUUGGAAAGAAAAAGGCUUCAACUAGGAUAACACAACAAGACAAAGCAGUGUUGCAACUCAAACAACAAAGAGACAAGUUGAAACAAUAUCAAAAACGUAUUGAACAAAACUUGGAAAAAGAUAGACUACUAGCCAAAACACUAUUAAAUAAAGGCCAAAGAGAUCGCGCAAAACUAUUAUUAAGAAAGAAAAGAUUCCAAGAACAACUUCUAACAAAGACAGAUGGGCAACUGACCAAUUUGGAACAGUUGACACAUGAUAUAGAAUUUGCUCAAGUUGAAUUGCAAGUUAUAGAAGGUUUGAAAGUAGGUAAUGAAGCCCUUAAAAAAGUCAAUGAUGCACUCAACAUUGAAGACAUUGAAAAAAUAUUGGAUGAAACAAGAGAGGGAAUUGAAAAACAAGAGGAAAUAAAUGCCAUGUUAAGUGGAACUUUGACUGAUGAAGAUGAACAGGCUGUGGAAGAGGAAUUAGCUGAAAUUCUAAGCAAACAAAUGCCAGAAGUUCCUGAAACUAAACUAGAAACUGAAGAAGUUGAGGAAGGUGAAAAAGAAAAGGAAUCACCCAAAAAAGAAAAAGCCAAAGUUAAGGAAGCUGUUGCACUUGAGGCAUAACUAAUAUAUUUUGGAUGCAAAUGUACUAUAAAAAACUACAUGGUUUUAUACUAUAUAUUUAUAUAAUUUUGUGAUAAGUAAUAAAUUUUUACAAAUUUUA